GUCACGUGAUGUAAAUACGAAAUGUGUGUAAACACGUGCACACGUAUUGGUGACAUUCAGCACACCGGUGAAAAUAAUAAGAGAAACCAAACAGAACACUAGGGAUGAAAGGACAAGGAGAAGAUAUCACUGACUGACAUGUCGUUGCUUUAGAGCAAACAUUUCCCUCCCAGCUGUCAAGAGCUGUACUGCAUGGAAUCUGUCCAUGUAAAAUUCUGAGGACCACAAAGAAGCUUUAAUGCUUAAAGAAACCGACACAACAGAUAAUAUGAAUGGCGUUAUUUUGGAAGAGGAUACUGAAGAGACAGAGCAAGAGAGCACGAGGAAAUGUCAUGGAUGUAGGGCAUUUUGUCACAACUUAUGCAUGCCAUGCAGAACAAAGUAUCACCCUUUACCAGAGAAUCCAAACUGUUGGGAUAGAUUUAAGUUUACAUUUAUGUGUCCACCACAUGGAGUGAUUGCUAGAUAUUUUCGGUUCCUGUUUCUCUGUGGCAUAACAUUUGGCGUACUAUUAGCAUUAUUUAAGGACUAUGCCUUACCAGGAGGAAAUUUCUUCUCACUCUACGUCUUAUUUUUUGGUUCAGUUCUUGGUGGUUAUUUGAUAUCGUUCAUCAAGUUACCUCCUUUAUUAGGUAUGUUAUUGGUUGGUGCUUUACUUAGAAAUGUUCCAGUGAUUGAUGUAGUGGGCAAUCAUCUAGAUCCCAACUGGUCAGGUGCUUUAAGACAAAUUGCAUUGACAGUUAUUCUUAUACGAGCAGGACUUGGACUAGACCCUGUAGCAUUAGGGAAAUUGUCUUUCACCGUUGUCAGACUUGCCUGUUCUCCUUGCCUAGUAGAAUGUAUUGCAGAAGCUAUAGCAUCACAUUUCCUUCUUGGAUUACCUUGGGAAUGGGCAUUCAUGCUUGGGUUUGUUUUAUCUGCGGUUUCCCCUGCAGUUGUAGUACCAUCUCUCCUGAACCUGUCAGACAGAGGUUACGGUAUAAAUAAAGGAAUUCCGACAUUAGUGAUAGCCGCAGCUAGUAUAGACGAUGUGUUAGCCAUUACUGGUUUUGGUGUUGUACUUGGUAUGGCGUUUUCUACAGGUGAUAUUGCUGUGUCUAUAAUAAAAGGACCAGCAGAAGCACUUCUAGGUGUGGCAUAUGGAGUGAUUGGUGGUAUAGUUCUCUGGUACAUUCCAGCUAAAGGGGAGAAUUUCAUUUUCUACCGAGGAAUGACAUUACUAGGGGCUGGAUUAUUGGCUACAUUUGGUAGUGCUGCAAUAGAACUGUCUGGAGCAGGACCUCUUGGUGUUCUUACUAUUGCAUUUGUGGCUGCUUUCAGAUGGAGGAAAGAGAAAAAAGAAAAUGAUCAGGACCCAAUCAAAGACAUUGUUGCUAUUUUGUGGAUGUUGUUCCAGCCCAUUUUAUUUGGACUAAUUGGUGCUGAAGUACAAAUAUCAAAAAUAGACGGACAGACAGUUGGUUUGGGAAUAGCAACUCUUUCCAUUGGUAUGGUAGUUCGACUGGUCGUAUCAUUCCUGGCUGUGUUUAAAUCUGGUCUAAACUUCAAAGAAAUGUUAUUUAUUCCAUUUGCAUGGUUCCCAAAAGCUACAGUUCAGGCUGCUAUUGGAGGUGUAGCACUUGAUGCUGCCAGAAGGAAAGGUGACGCUACAUUAGAAGCAUAUGGAGAAAUCAUCCUUACAAUGGCGGUCUUAUCCAUUAUCAUUACUGCACCAAUUGGUGCAAUAGCUAUUGCCAUCACAGGACCAAGGUUAUUGAAAAGGACAGUGAAAGACAAAGAAUAUAAUGAAGAAGAUGUGCAGGACACUGAUGAGAAGGCAGAGAUUACCAAAGUUUAACAUCAAUUCUAGUCAUUUCAUCUUUUUCAAACAUAUUAGCAUAUCAUUUGUGAAUAAAUACCUCACUAUUUUAUAUUUAAAAUUGUUUUAAUGUUUAUGUGUCUUAAUUUACAUGACAAACUAGAUGAUAGAUUAUGUAGUGAAUAU
Molecule: messenger RNA, 1984 nt
Organism: Mytilus trossulus (common blue mussel)
Lineage: Eukaryota; Metazoa; Mollusca; Bivalvia; Mytilida; Mytilidae
Product: sodium/hydrogen exchanger 9B2-like
Exons: 10
Coding region: 239-1837 (532 amino acids)
Biological process (GO): proton transmembrane transport
Cellular component (GO): membrane
Molecular function (GO): antiporter activity
Source: RefSeq, a predicted model, not a curated record